This is a messenger RNA of Microsporum canis CBS 113480, 2697 nucleotides long. RefSeq lists its product as hypothetical. The record is from RefSeq and is a predicted model, not a curated record. Bases 1 to 2697 code for a protein of 898 amino acids. The transcript has 4 exons. Gene Ontology annotation, biological process: transmembrane transport; fungal-type cell wall biogenesis. Lineage: Eukaryota; Fungi; Ascomycota; Eurotiomycetes; Onygenales; Arthrodermataceae.
AUGGCCUUUCAUCUUUCAUCUCGUCAUGCUGUUUCGCAGGUCGUUGGCAACAGUGGGCAGCAGAAGCAGUGGAUGCAGCUCAGAAAUGAAGACCUUUCUGACGAUAGGCUGCCGUCUCUUUACACGGGAGAUUUUGGAGAUUGUAUGGCCAACUCCAUGGUCAAACUCACACAGUUUAACGCAGCGUACUAUCAGGAUAAUCUGACUGUGGUCUUCCACCUGGACGGCCAUACAUCUCUCCUUAAUGAGUCCCUGAUGGUGUACAUUGCUUUCUUCGCCUACGGGAAGCGGAGAUUUGAUUUGGUGUUUGAUCCCUGCAAUGCAAAUAUACACAGUCUCUGUCCUAUGAAUUCCUCCCGUCGGAUUGUAGACGGUGGCUUUAUUCCGGUUGCUCCUGCGGAUGUCUCAAAUAUUUCACCGUUAGCUUUCCGAAUACCUGAUUUCGAGGGACGAGCCGUCAUACGACUUUUUUCUAAUUCCACACAAUCACAGAUAGCUUGUUAUGUCUCAACAAUGACUAAUGGCAUUACAUUAUCGCAUCCACAGGUUGUGGGAUCCAUCCUAGCCUUGUUAAUUUCAGCUACCUUCGUUUUAUCCCUCGCAACCAUCAUCUAUGGCGAGGAUAUAGCGAACAUGCAAGCCCGCUAUUCCCACUCCUCGUCAUUACUUGUCACUUUUACCGUUCUUCAUCAUGUCUAUUUUACCGGUGCCGUGUCUGCAAACUGGCCUCGCGUAUUGGUGGCCUUCUGGUCCAACUUUGCACCCUUUGCGGGGAUGAUUUAUUCCAGAUCAAUUCAAAGCUCAAUAAAUAGAAUGGUUGGAGAGGAUAAAGGAGAUCUUCGUGUCCUCGGAUCUAGGCCUGUUGGUACUGUGUCACCCAACUUGGGUGGUUACAAUAUCACAGAUAUAUACGGCUCGUUCGCAUCUGGCAGGCGUCCUGAAGUUCUUGAUACCGGGAAAUGGGCAGACGCAGUUGAACAGAACUAUCGUAUUUCCGCACCCUCAGUCUCUUCACAACCUGAAACAUUCCAAUGGCGUGGUCAGCUUGUUGAAAAUGGGUUUCCAAUACCGGGGAAUUAUUCUGGCUUUGCAGGGACUCUCGCGAUGCAGAAAAUACCAGCUGUGAAUGCUUUUACUACGGGGCUUUUUUGGUUUAUAGUGCUAGUUGCUAUCCUCAUCUCUGUUAUUCCUGCGGUAAAAUUAACGAUUGAGUUACUUAUCCGCUGCAAUGCCAUCAAGGGGAGGCAAGUGGAAAAUCUAGCGUAUCUCCGGAUACACUGGCUAGAAUACAUCUCGGGAAUGAUACUACGAUCCUUAUUUAUCGGGUUUGGAAUGCUCAUGUUCCUUGCUCUAUUUCAGUUCGGUUUCGGAGGUGCACUCCCGUCCAAAGCGCUGGCAGCUAUUACAUUCCUCAUACUCCUAAUCGGGUCUGUCUCUAUUACAGGAUAUGUUAUAUCGUAUCGCAAUUCCCAUUUUACGGUUAUUCCGGAGAGAAGUAACCUGGUUUUUGAAAGAAAAAACCUAUUAAAAAUUAUCCCUUGGUUUGUCCUGGUAAGAAAGGGUGGAGUUGCAUCGAAAGAAACACCAACUGCUUUGCCAAUAUAUCCUUGGUGGAAAACUUGUAUCCAUGACCCGGGUUCGGGCGAGGCUAGGUUCUUUUUGAGAUUCGGUUGGCUAGUCGCUCGCUUUAAGGAUGAUAGAUGGCACUUUUGCGUAAUAUGGCUCAUACAUGAGUUUCUUCGUGCGUGCUUCUUGGGGGGAGCUAUUGCAAACCCGAUAUCCCAAACCAUUGGACUGUUAAUCCUCGAGAUUAUAUUCAUGGUUUGCGCCAUAGCCAUGAGACCCUUUGAAGCUAAACGGCUAAGCGUUGUCUUAUACGCGCUAUCAUUCAGCAAUAUAUCAUCAGUGUUAUUGUCCAUCCCUUUACUGACUCAACACAAUCUCAAUAGACUAGCCACCUUCGCUAUUGGGAUGGUCAUAGUCUUCAUCCAAAGCCUUCUUGUUGCUCUCCUGGUCCUAUCGAUGCUAACCGGCAUCGUAACCAGUUAUAUAUCCCUUACUAGGCGUCAAGGGAUCCCAGUUAACCAACAUCCUUCGCAUCAGAUACGAAUGGGGUUCUUGGAGCAUGUUGAUAGAGGAGUCAACUCUCGCUCGGGUCCUCAUCUUUGCGCUCCUAGUUCGAUAUCACCACCGUCCAGGGAGACAGGGUUUAUAGUUCACUCUGUCCGGAGAUGCCCGAAAAUUAUAGAUGAGAGUCCAACGCCUUAUUACCGGAAUCCAUCCACGCCAACGUCCUCACGGCAUCCACUUCACCCUUUAUCUGCACCUUCAUUCCCUACUUUGGACCCGUUUAUGCCUUCCACUACCACAGGUUCUGCUAUCCCGAGUUCUCAAAAUACACAUUCCACCAAUCCAUUCAAUACCACCGCUACACACUGCGUUUCUUCGGGUCUUCAAAGAAUGGAGUCACUUGGACGUUGUGGUGCCUGCUUUAAACCACUUAAUGGUGACCUCUACAAGAUGGCCUCCUUAGAAACAGUGCUUUCUCGGUCGACAACUGGGCAGGAAAUGAGUCAAGACGAUAGUUUGUGUCUCACUGACACGUUUGAAACUGCAAGAUCUGAUUUUGACCCUCUCACGGAGUUUGUAACACCGGAAGACAUAGAUACGCAGGAUACAUCUUACUCCAAGUUCUAG